This is a messenger RNA of Papaver somniferum (opium poppy), 360 nucleotides long. RefSeq names its product eukaryotic translation initiation factor 3 subunit G-like. The record is from RefSeq and is a predicted model, not a curated record. Bases 1 to 360 code for a protein of 119 amino acids. The transcript has 3 exons. Gene Ontology annotation, molecular function: RNA binding. Lineage: Eukaryota; Viridiplantae; Streptophyta; Magnoliopsida; Ranunculales; Papaveraceae.
AUGGGUGCAGCUGCAAUGGAGGCACUCAGUGAGAAAUUAGGGAUUGAAGGAGUUGAUGUAUCUGUUGCACCUAGAAGACGGAGGAACGAAGAAAACUCUGUUUGCGUCACCAACCUCUCAGAAGAUACUCGCGAGCCUGACUUGCUUGAGCUAUUCGGAACAUUUGGUGCUAUCAGUCAUGUUCAUGUUGCUGUAGACCAGAGGACUGGCAUUAGUCGAGGAUUUGGUUUUGUAAACUUUGUGAACAAGGAAGAUGUUGAGAGGGCGAUUGACAAUCUCAAUAGCUACAUCACAGUGAAAGUUGAACACAACAAACCAUUUAGUCAUUGCAAAAAGGAGAGAGGAGAGAGGAGAGAGUGA